GUAUCUGUCCUGAUCGUGUCGGUUCUAUUUGGUUUACCUGCUGGAGCAUAUGGUGCUGGGAACGACGAAAUGUCUCGAGUAUUCAUCGUUAGCAACGACGGAUUCCCAUAUCUCCACUUUGCAACAACAUCAUGAAACAUGGGGGCUGCUCUUUUUCCUCUACUCUUCGUCCCUCUUACCGAGACUUCAGGUCGAAUGCCUGGGUACUUUGGAGCGUACAUCAUCUUCCUGAUAUUCCUGAUUCCAUGUGGCGUUGCUCAAAAUUUCCAAACUAUGGUUGUCUGUCGGUUUUUGGUGGAGGUUCAUCCUCGGUUGCAAUCAAUAUUGUUGGAGGUACCAUAUCCGAUGUGUGGAAAGGAGCUCAGCAACGUAGCUUGCCCAUGGCUCUGUUUGGGACAACAUCAGUUGUUGGUAUAGCCUUGGGACCAUUUGUUGGCGGCGCCAUCACAACACAUCUCUCAUUAAGAUGGAUUUACUGGGUCCUUCUCAUCUCCAUCGGUACUUUAUUGCCUGUCUUCUGGUUCUUCUUGGUUGAGACGAGAGGAGACAUCAUCCUUGCCCAAGACGCAAAGCGCUGGCGAAAAGAGCAUCCCGAUGCAGAACCUCGAUACGCGGAAGCAGAAAUCGAUCAGCCAUCAAUGAUUCAUCGCCUGAAAAUAUGGUUUAAGCGCCCCAUUAAAAUGUUGCUUACCGAAUGGGUUGUAUUCUCGCAGACACUUUGGGUGUCCUUUGCGUGGGGUCUGCUCUUCCUUUUCCAGUCUUCAGUCCCUCAAACAUUCUCUACCAACUACGGAUUCAACAAAUUUGAAAACUCCUUGAUCCAACUUGCACUUUCAGUUGGCGCAGUGGUGGCUACAAUCAUCAAUCCCAUUCAGGAUCAUCAAUACCUGGUAUCGGCGAAGAGGUCAAGAGACGGGCACACUAUCCCAGAAGCGAGGUUAUACUCCAGCGUCCCAGGAAGCCUGCUUUUCACCGCUGGCUUAUUCUGGUAUGGCUGGGCCAAUUAUCCGCACGUGCUUUGGGUAGUGCCCAUGUUUGGAAUUGGAUUUGUUGGCUUUGGCAUCUACAGCAUUUAUCUCGCAGUAGUCACUUAUCUCACCGACUCCUAUGAGAAGUAUGCAGCCUCAGCACUUUCUGCUGCUUCGCUUGGACGGAAUACCUUUGGUGCUUUCUUGCCCCUGGCUUCGCCUGCACUGUACACAAACUUGGGAUUCCAAUGGGCAAGCAGUUUAUUGGGUUUCAUCGCGUUGGUGUUGACACUUGCACCCGUCAUUCUGAUUGUGAAAGGAGAAGAGAUUAGGAAACGAAGUCCCUUUAUGAAAGAUGCUGUAUUUAAUAAGAAGGGAGACAAGGGUGAGAGUUCUGCUGAUCCUCAAAUUGGCGACGAAUUUCGAGCAUGAACAAGAUAAGAAUAUGACGAAUUCAAUAAAGAGAGUUAAGUACGGACUGUGUAAUCUUGACAUCAAAGCAGCGACACUUAAGUAUGGAUCAUAUGUGACUU
This is a messenger RNA of Mollisia scopiformis, 1501 nucleotides long. Its product is annotated as MFS general substrate transporter. The record is from RefSeq and is a predicted model, not a curated record. Gene Ontology annotation, biological process: transmembrane transport. The transcript has 2 exons. Lineage: Eukaryota; Fungi; Ascomycota; Leotiomycetes; Helotiales; Mollisiaceae. Gene Ontology annotation, molecular function: transmembrane transporter activity. Bases 132 to 1400 code for a protein of 422 amino acids.